GCAGCGUGUGUUUUACGCGGUGUUGUUUCUUACUGUUGGGUGAGCAGCAGCAGUAAAGUAAUAACUUUUUUAACUUAAGCUAGCUCAGUCUGAUAGUUUACCGAACUAGCUAACUUUGACACGCAGAAUAACGUGGUUUAGUUUAAAUCUCUGGGCAGUUUGUGUGCAGCCGGUACAUCCAAGGACUUGUGUGAAUGAAACAAGCUCUGUUUGAAACAUGAGCCUCGCUGGAAAGAAGGCAGAAGAGUCUGGAUGGUGCAAGAAAAACCUCCAGAAACUUCUCGCUGCAAUGAAAGUCAACAUCCUGGAUGAGAAAAAAGAGCUCAGUUAUACCCAUGGAGAGAGAACGCUAGACUGGGAGAAAGUGGCUUUCCCUCCUUUUUCUCCGGAGGAAUGCAAACAAAAGUGGAAAGAGGUUAUUCAGAAGAUGCGGAAGGUUCGCAGCCUCACGGAGCUCAUUGUGGAAGCUGAAAGUGUCCUUUCUGAUCCCUUAAAUAACACAAGGCUCCAUCCAGAGUACCCGAAGAGACCCAUGCCCGUAAAUACCUGGUAUUACAAGGAAGUCUUUUCCAAGAUUAAGAAGAAGAAUCCAGGGAUAAGCUGUGCAGGUUUGAUGAAAAUCGCAAGCAAGGAGUUCAGUCUGCUCCCCGACAAAAAGAAGGCAUUUUAUCUGGAGAAAUACAGGAACGCAUAUAAAGAAUUCACUAAUAAGAGGGUGGAGUUGAGGGAAAAAUAUGGCAAAUCCCCUCAGAAGAGCAAAAGGAAGAAGGUGGUCCCUGAAAGCACCAGUGAGUCAGAUGAGGAUUUUGAGGGUCUGCCUGUCAAGCCACCUAUAAGUGGCUACAAUUUAUUCUGCAAAGAGCUGAUUGGUAGUAUGGGUGUCCCAACAAGAGCCUACAUAAAAGAGUGGUCCCAGAGGUGGCGAAAUUUAAGUGAAAAGGAGAGAAAAGCCUACAACACACGCUCCAAAGAGCUGAAGAUGCAGUAUGAAAGUGAGAUGUAUACAUAUCUAAUGAGUUUAGAUGAGGAGAAGCGGAACAAGGUCCUCCGUAAAACAAAGAUCAGUAUGCCUACGAAGCGUAAGAUUUUCAAAAGGAAAACCAAGGAGAAUAUACUCGGCGAGCCCAAGAUGCCAUCCACGUCUGUCAAUGUGGCUUUCUGCCAAGAUCAGAUGAAAAUUCUAAAAGAAAAAAUCCCAAAGGCAAAAGACCGCUUUGCUGCGGCCAACAAAAAAUGGCAUGAACUCUCCAUAAAUGACAAGUCCCGGUACCAAUUAAAAGUAAAUGAAAAGCUGAGGAAAUACUCCAUCGAGCUGCAGGAGUGGUUUAAGACACUGACUCCAGAUGAGCAGAAUGAGUAUCGAAAACAGAAUCCUCGUAAAUUAAAAUAUCUUGAGGAUACCGUACCGAAAUAUUCUGACAAGGACGAACUAUUUUUGAAGCAGCCAUCAGACUCAGAAGACGAAAUCAUCGAGAGCAGCAGUGAUGAUGAAGACUACAACAUACUGGACUUUGAUGAGGAUGACGAGGAGGAGGAAGAAGAUGAUAUAAUGUUUGACAUGUAUUAAUUGGUGAUGAGAUGGACAGCUGAAAAACCAAAUGCAGAAAAUUCAGAUGCUGUUCUGGAUUUGAAGAGAGGGAGAAGCCCUCGAGUGGGUGACAAAAACCUCACAACCUCACAUUCUUCACCAUCUAAGGGUUUGUUCUGACUUCCACACUGAAGCAAGAUAGUUUAUAUUCACAUGGACGCUGCAGCGAUGCUUGAAAUUUUAAUCUGUCUGUGUUGUGUUGUGGAUCAUUUUUUGCAAGUUAAUGCAUUCAAAUGAUGAAACACACAAAACACACUGGGGUCUUUUCAGAUUCCUUACAGAAGGAAUUUUUGCCAGUUUGCAGCCUUCUUGGCAACGCCUCCUGGCACUUACGUGUCCAAUUAUUUAACUUUACUCUCAGUGAACACUGGGGAGUAAAAACACCAUGUAUAUCGUCGAUCCAUAAAUUUCAUUUGUUUGUUUUAUUUUAUUUUUUUACUGGUUAUUCAGUGUUGUGUAGGCGCUGGAGCCUAUCCCAGAUGGCAUAGGGUAAAAGUUGGAGUAAACUUUGGGAAUGUUGCCUGUCUAUGAUGGGGCUAAUACAGAUGUAUUCACACCGACUGCCAGUUUAAAAUCACUAGUUCGCCUGCCAUGUGUGUCUUUGGACUGUGGGAGAAAUCUGGAGGUGAUUCUUGGUGACCACAGAGGAGUCGAGCCUAAACAUUCUUGUUGUGAUGUACUGUGCCAACCACUGGGCCACUGAGCUGCCUUGUGUCUCUAAAUGUAUAGUCUGAUUAAAAACAGCUUAAAUCAUUUUAUUAGCUUUUUUUUCUUCACCCGUGGACGUUCUGGUACUACUUCCACCUUUUUUGCAGUUACAUACUGAUUUUACCUGCAGGUUUGAAUUCAGGAUUCACAGAGUCCCAAAUCUGUGUCUCCUGUAAUUUCUGGUCUGUUUUAUAGUCCAUUUGAAUGCUGUUUAUGCUGCACACAGAGGUGGUGCUGAAACAAAGAUAAAUAUACUGACAGCACCUAUAUUUUGCUAUUUUUGUAAUGUGAUGAUACAUAUAUACAUGUCAUGUGGUUUUAUAGAGAAGCCAUUGUGAAUUAGGGUGGCUAGAUCCCUACAAAAGAAAUGUGGGACAAAAACAGACAAUUAUAUUUGCAAAGUUAAUAAAAUAAGAAUAA
Molecule: messenger RNA, 2716 nt
Organism: Pelmatolapia mariae (spotted tilapia)
Lineage: Eukaryota; Metazoa; Chordata; Actinopteri; Cichliformes; Cichlidae
Product: nucleolar transcription factor 1-like
Exons: 15
Coding region: 218-1567 (449 amino acids)
Source: RefSeq, a predicted model, not a curated record